AUACGAAUAUCUCACGUUACUCCUUUUGUCGAAUGUUUCGUUUUAGAUAGAGAAUGCGAAGAGUUAGCCAGCCCUAGCUUCGGACGGGUUACCUUGAGAGGGUUGUUGUUUAGUGAUAAGGCGAAUUAUACUUGCGAACUCGGCUAUACCCUGGUGGGACCUAAGCAGAGGACAUGCCAAGCUGAUGGCACCUGGUCAGGAAACACGCCUACCUGUAAACAGAGCAGUUUUUGCACUAAACCUCCAGUGAUUGGAAAUGCCCGUCAUAAUGCUCGUCCUGAGCAAAAUGCUUUCGAUGUGGACGAGACGAUUCAAUACCAGUGUACGACUGGUUACGUCACCAAUGGUUUCCCUGCAGCCAAAUGCCUGGCAGUGGAAGGAACUGCUUCUUGGUUCGGGCCGGAUAUAUCGUGCGAGCCCAGAACAUGCGGUACACCCCAUGAAAUCUCCAACGGCUGGCACACCGGCGACUGUUUCACGUUCAACUGUCGAGUCAACUACCACUGCGAAGAAGGAUACGAACUGGUAGGCAGACCAGAGCGAACAUGUCAAUCAGACGGCCUCUGGACUCCCAAAGAAUUACCGUCUUGCGUGCCCGUACAGUGCCCCACACCUGAAAAUCCGCUAUUUGGGACGGCGAUAUUUACCUCGACGUCGUAUAAUUCGGUUGUAUCGUACGAAUGCAAGUACGGAUAUAUGCUGGUCGGAGAACGGACUCGAAGAUGCGGAGCUGAUAAGAAAUGGACGGCGGCUACUCCUAAAUGCCAAGAAAUCAAUUGCGGUCCACCCGGUAUCCUUCAUAAUGGUUGGAUGGAGAAUUUGGAAGCGGGCACUGGUCUAGGAGCUAGUAUUAUAUUUCGAUGCGACGACGGUAUGUUAAUGGUGGGCAAUGCGUCGACAGUGUGUCAAAAUGAUGGCAAAUGGAGAUACCCGCCUCCUCUAUGCUUAGCUCCUUGUAUCGUACCUAAAGUUCAACAUGGCAGACUUGUCGUCUCUAUAGACGACAGUGGUUACGAGAGUGAGCAUAAUUCUAGCGCAACGGCGGUGAAACCUUCGCUUAUUGAAAUAUCUAUCGUGAAACAUGCCACUCAAGUUUUCGUCGAGUGUGACAAUCGUUACGAGUCAUCGAACAAUACGAUUCCUGUUGUAUGUAAUAAUGGCACUUGGUCUUAUAUACCCAAAUGUCAACCUGCUCGAUGUAAACAUUUGCCCAAGACUCCGGAGAAUGGUAUGAUAAUUGCGCCUAAAAUGGAACACGGUACCAAGGCAAGGUUUAAAUGCCUCGACGGGUAUACCAUUCUGGGGAACAAAACAACCGAAUGUAAAUAUGGAAAUUGGUCUUCCGAAGUGCCUUUAUGUGUAGAAAAAUAUUGCCCUUAUCCGGGAACCAUUGAUAAUGGGAAAAUACUGCUGGUAGGGAGCAUGGGUAAUUACGAUUAUCGACCUUAUGUCAAGAAAGUCAUCAAUGAUAGACAAGUAGUCUACGAAUGUGAUAAAGGAUACGUCUUGGAAGGAGGUCCGGUCGGAGCUACUUGUGUGGAUGGCCACUGGAGACCUCAAAAGUUACCUAAGUGA
Messenger RNA from Planococcus citri (citrus mealybug), 1575 nucleotides. Its product is annotated as protein lev-9-like. The transcript is spliced from 8 exons. The record is from RefSeq and is a predicted model, not a curated record. NCBI's taxonomy places the organism in Eukaryota, Metazoa, Arthropoda, Insecta, Hemiptera, Pseudococcidae. The annotation marks the transcript as partial.